Myxozyma melibiosi is the source of this 1608-nucleotide messenger RNA. Its product is annotated as THO complex, subunit THOC1. The transcript has 4 exons. NCBI's taxonomy places the organism in Eukaryota, Fungi, Ascomycota, Lipomycetes, Lipomycetales, Lipomycetaceae. The record is from RefSeq and is a predicted model, not a curated record. Gene Ontology annotation, biological process: mRNA export from nucleus; regulation of DNA-templated transcription elongation. Bases 1 to 1608 code for a protein of 535 amino acids. Gene Ontology annotation, cellular component: THO complex part of transcription export complex.
AUGGAAUCAAGUUCUGGAGAUGAAUGCCAGACCAAGGAGAUGGAGACUAUCGAGCGACUGAUUGUCUCAAUUCCGCAAUAUGACAAUCCAUUACGAUCACCAUUACCUAUAGAGGCACCUAUAGAUGCUCUUACUGAAGACUUUGUGACGCAGAUUUCCACAGGGUCCCCACUCCGGUCGAUAACGCAGAUAUUUGAGUCUACCGGAAAGUUUCUCUUAUAUAAAUAUGCGGCACUUGAAGACGAGGAUCGCAAGAUUUCACGCCUAUGUCAACUGAUCGACGUCAUUUGGAUCCUUUCUCGCAAAGAUCUAGGACAUGUUGAACUCCGUCUUGUACACGAAUUUCUGGAAGAUCUGUUUGAUAUUCAAACGAUUGAUUGGUGCCAGACAUUCUGGCCUUUCCUGGAGUAUCGGGAGUCACGAAUCGCUUCGAAUCUCAAUGGAGCACGGCGUCCAGGAACCGAUCUGAUCCGCAUAUGCAAUGCACUCCUAAAACGAUUAUCGAAGACCCAACACUCGUCCUUUGCAGGCAGAAUUUUGAUUUUCCUCGGCAAAGCUUUCCCUCUGAGUGAGCGAUCUGGUGUGAAUCAGCGGGGAGAGUUUGAUAUUGAAAACACUACACAAUGGGACCAAGAUGUCGACGAUAAAGUUUACUCUUACUUCUGGGAUCUUCAAAAGUAUUUUGCGGAUCCUCUUGCACUUUUCACUCAGCAGGCUGAACGAUCGAAGUUUCAAGAACGACUCACGCUCGUACUGGCAGAACUGAAGAAGUACUCGAACGUUGGCGUUCCCAGUGAGAAAUCGUCUUCCUCAACUUCAAACACAAACUCUGGAAACGAAAAUGGUCCUGUCCAGAUGAAGGAUAGAAGCUCAAUCUCUGAGGGCGACGAGGAACGAUACGUGCCCAAAUGGCUGACGAGUAAGUCUUUGUUUGAGCUGGAGCUUAAUGACACCCUAUUCAGGCGGACGAUAUACAGUCAGAUAUACUUUAUCUGUGACUUGAUCAUUGGCAAUAUGCAGCAGGCUGAAGGGAUCCGGAACAAAAGCGUACAAUAUGCACAGAUUGCUGAUCCUGAUUUCAUGAAGUUCAUCUCUGAAGUUCAGGAUUCUCUCACUAAGACGCAGACAUCUCGAACUAUCGACCUGGAUUCAGCAUUCAUUCGGUCGCUGAAAGUUGUUGUAGCACGAGACAAAAACUGGCAGAAUUGGAAGAGACAAAAUACCCCAUCAUUUGAGAAGCCCUCACUUUCCUCAGACGCUUUGGAAUCUGCAAGCGAUACAUUAGCAAAGCAAAAAGGGUUAAAGCGACCAUACCAGUUCAUGAUGGGUACCCCUGCAUUGUCACGCUUGUACAAAGAGGCAACUGGACUGGAACUACUCAGAAAUCGGAAGAAGUUUGAAAUACCAGAGCCCACAGAAUAUCAUGCAAAGGUGAAGAAAUUAAAAGAGGUUGGGGAAGAAGGUGGGGAUCAUGCAGACAUUGACUACGAGUUACUGUCUUCAGUCGAAUGGCGAGGAUUGCGUAUUGCUAGAAUGCAUGGUUUAUGGGGUCAGUUUGACAAAAUGAAUGAGAGGAGUAUCGACGCAAUAUUCCGAGAGAAGGAGUGA